Messenger RNA from Nematocida homosporus, 1104 nucleotides. RefSeq names its product forkhead box protein J1. The record is from RefSeq and is a predicted model, not a curated record. Bases 1 to 1104 code for a protein of 367 amino acids. Gene Ontology annotation, molecular function: DNA-binding transcription factor activity, RNA polymerase II-specific; RNA polymerase II cis-regulatory region sequence-specific DNA binding. Gene Ontology annotation, biological process: regulation of transcription by RNA polymerase II. NCBI's taxonomy places the organism in Eukaryota, Fungi, Microsporidia. The transcript has a single exon.
AUGCUAGAUGAGAUAGAUGGGGUGCUCUAUCGGCGGAAGAGUAUGGAGGGCCGGGAUGAGGCUUACCUUGAGCAGGUUAUAAGCGAUAAAUUGAUUCCUGAUCGUGGACUUAGUAUUGGGUUGGUAUUAGGGAGUGUAGAUGGAUUGAGUUGUAUGGGUGGUAGUAGUGGUCUGGGUGGUAGAGAUAGUUUCAGUGCCAAGUCAAAUGUAAUUAGUAAUAAGUCAAAUGUAAUUAGCAAGGCAAUUAGUAGUAGUGUUAGUUUAGGUGGUGUUAGUUUAGGUGGUGGUAGUUUGGGUGGUGUUAGUUUGGGUGGCGGUGUCAAUGUAAGUGUUAGUGUAAGUAAAGGUUUAAAGAAGAUUGGUUGUGGUGGUGGUGGUAGUAAAGAAGUGAAUAGUAAUACUGACCUAAAUGGACAUAGUAGUGUUAUUAUGAAUGUAAACAGUCAUGCUAACUUAAAUGUAAAUAGUAAUACUACUCUUAAUGGUAGUAAAGAGGGUGUUAGUAGGGAGAGUAGUAGAGAGGGUGGUAGUAGGGAGAGUAGUAGAGAGGGUGAAGGUAGUGGUAGUGGGGAGAGUGAGGGGGGUGGUGAGGUUGUACAGUCGGAAGGAGGAGAGAGUGGUGGAGAAGGGAUGAAGGAAAGUGUGGGUAAUGAGACGGGUGGAUGUUCGGAAGAAAGUAUGAAUGAUACUGUUUUGGGUAUUUGUCCUCGGCAGUUGUUUGAUUCGAAAGAUUGGCCGGGGAUUCAUUUGGCUGAGAUAGAACUGAAUGUAGAUGGUAUUUUGAAUAGACCUAAGAGUGCUCAGAAACCGCCUUAUUCUUAUGCUAUUCUGAUAAAGAAGGCUUUAUCGGAAAGUAAGGAUGGGCAGCUGAGUUUAAGUGCCAUUUAUAAAUGGAUUAAGGAGAACUUUGCUUACUAUAAGACGGCAGAUUCGGCUUGGCAGAACUCAAUUAGACAUAACCUAUCUUUGAACAAAAUGUUCUUGAAGGUUAAACGGCCGACUAGUGCUCCGGGUAAAGGUGGAUUUUGGCGCAUUAAUCCGGAGUAUGAUGCCGCGCUGGCUAGAAGUAAGCGGGAUAAAGAGAACUUCAGUAAACCAAUCUAG